AUGGCUGUGAAGGGAGUGAAGGCAUCCCAGCUGUGCCGAGUCCUCCACCCAGAGGACUACACGUCUCAUGAGACCCUCAUGAAUCUGUGGAAGGGCAUGGCUACAGUUGCUAAAGUGAUUGACAAAUUUGAGGAUGAAACUGCAGAUGACAUUUUCCCUGUUGGUAAUAUACGGAAAAAAGCUUCAGCCGCUCUUUUGGAAGCUGAUAAAAGGUAUAGUGGAAAAGCUACGUCUCGCAAAGCCUUGCAGGAAGAGCUCUGGGGAGAUGCUCUGUCUGAAGAAGGAUCUGCUGAAGAAGCAUUAGAUGAAUGGUACAGUGGCAGUGAAGAUGCAGAAGAGGACGGCAGUUUAGGCAGUAAAACAAAGGAGAAGCCCAGCAGUGCUGGCAGCGACCAGGAGGAUGACCUGGAAGACGAUGAAGAGACAGAUCCGUCUGGCAAGGCACCAAAGUUCAGUUUCCAAAAUAUUACAGACUUCGAGAAAUUUACAGAGGGGAUGGAUGACGUAGGAAGCAGUGAAGGAGAAGAUGAAGAUGAUGUCAGCAUGGAAGAAGGAAGCGAUGAGGAGGAAUAUGGGAGUGAAAACCAUGACAAUGUAGAGGAACCCAAAGACAGCGAAGGUGACGGGGGGGUGAUGACAUUCUCAAAAGGACAAGAGGCUGAAGAAGUAGAAAAAGGAAAAGCUGUGAAGAACCAGCUAGCACUGUGGGAUGCACUACUGGAAGGGAGAAUCAAGAUGCAGAAGGCGCUCGUAACAGUCAACCGGCUUCCGCAGCCAGAUACUUACCCAGUCUUCAGAAAGGAAGGUGGACAAGAAUUUGACGAUGCUGUCGAGAACUGUUGUAAAGCCCUGGAGGCAUUGCUGAAAGUAUUAGUGGAGCUUCAGGAUGAGCUGCUUUAUCAAUACCCAGGCACGAGGCAUCUGGUAGAUGGAAAGCAAUCAAAAACUGAGAGUGAUGAUGAAAUCCCUAGCAGUAGCGAUGAAGAGCAAGUGGAUACGGCUCAGGAGAAGAGGAGGAGCCUCCCCAAAAGAAACCUAAAGAUGGAGGACUACCCAGAAUUCAUAGCCAAGCGGUAUGCUGACUUCAGGACGUAUCGGAACAAUGUCUUGCAGAAGUGGCAUGACAAGACAAAGCUGGCAUCAGGCAAAAUGGGAAAGGGUUUCGGUGCCUUUGAGCGUUCAAUCUUGACUCAGAUUGAUCAUAUUAUGAUGGACAAAGAGAGAUUACUACGGCGGACACAGACCAAGCGAUCAGUGUAUACAGUGCUGGGAAAGCAGGAACAGGAAUCUCAUCCGGUCCCUGAAUCUUUGCCUGAGAAUUCGGAAGUCCUCCCUGAGUCAGAUUCCAACAGGCACCUGAAGGACAUAGAUGAGGAGAUAUUUGAUGACGAUGACUUUUAUCACCAGCUCCUUCGAGAACUGAUAGAACGUAAAACCACUUCAUUGGACCCCAAUGACCAGGUAGCAAUGGGCAGGCAAUGGCUGGCCAUCCAGAAGUUACGAAGCAAAAUAAAGAAGAAAGUGGACAGAAAAGCCAGUAAAGGAAGGAGAAUCCGGUAUCAUGUCCAUAGCAAGCUGGUGAGCUUCAUGGCACCUAUUGACCACUGUACAAUGAAUGAUGAUGCCAGGACGGAGCUUUAUCGUUCGCUGUUUGGAAAAAUCACAAAUCCCGAAGAACCCGAGCAGAAUUAG
Nipponia nippon (crested ibis) is the source of this 1692-nucleotide messenger RNA. The record is from RefSeq and is a predicted model, not a curated record. NCBI's taxonomy places the organism in Eukaryota, Metazoa, Chordata, Aves, Pelecaniformes, Threskiornithidae.